UCACAAACAAUCCACUCUGUCCUCUUCAGCCAUUGCUUUGGUAGAAGACUGCCGUCAGUUUGGGCUGAAACUGAAGGACUGCAGCAGCCAUGCAGCUGGCUGAAGCUGGAUGUGUGUUUAUGGGUUUCAUCCUGUACAUCUCAGGGGCUCAGGGACGAGCAAACAGCAUCUGUGCCUUGAAGGGUUCAUCAGUGGAUCUGCCCUGCUCAGCCCAAAAGCCCACUUCAAGCAUGAAAUGGUACACUGAACACUUGGAAGGAUCUAAACGUGUUCAGAAGGAGCUCUCUGUAGAUGAAAAUCAUGUAACGUACAAUAUGUCAGAAGGAAGCGACUUAACUUUAACAAUCAAAGGUGUGAAUGAGAGUGAUGCAAAGUUUUACUGCUGCAGAGAAACUGACCAACCAGAACUCUGCUGGCACAACACAACUGAGCUCCAUGUUGCAGACCUGCAGGUGAAGGUGAUUCCCACCACAGAAGGACAGACAGUAACACUGAUGUGUAGCACCAGCUGCCCUCUGACUGAAAACCCUGCAGCCUACAUCUGGUACAAGAACAGAGAGUUUCUCUAUCAGGACUGGUCUCCCUGGUACCAAAAUCUGGUCAGCAGUGAGGAAGCAGUCAGGUACUCCUGUGCUAUCAAAGGCUACGAGGAUCUCAGAGCCCCUGAAGUCUCAGUGGAUUCUGUCACACCUACCUGCUUUAAAGUGACCUACGCUAAAGGGAGAAUGUGUUCUUAUACACAGAAAUCAGUGGAUGAGCCCUGCUCCAUCACAUAUCCGAGAGAGGUAUACAUUACAAGGACUCAAGUGAAGAACCGUAACACACUGACCUGUGACACCAGCUGCCCCACGGCUGACCCUCAAACAGCUUAUAGGUGGUACUUGAACAAGCAGUUAUUCAGUCACUGCGAGAGUCAAGCUAUCACACUUUUACACUCAUAUUUUGAAAUCUACUCCUGUGCUGUCAAAGGCCAUGAAAAUCUGCGCUCUGAUGAAAAUUGUCUCAAUUCUAAAUACUGUUGGAGUGUGAAUUAUGUCAGCAGGAGAAUUUGUGCCCUCGAAGGUUCCUCAGUGAAUAUUUCAUGUGAAUACUCACAGGCGAGCAAUCAGCAUGCCAGCAAAAUAUGGAAUAAAGUCAAGAGACUUGAUGAGGAGGAUGCUGAAAUUUUGACCGAGGAUGCCGGUCGUGUGGAGUAUCAUGACCACAUGGAGAAGGAACACAUGCUGAGAAUCAAUAACCUGCAGAGGAAUGACUCAGCAGAAUACACAUUCAGGCUCCAGAUGUAUGACGAACGAUGGACACAGUCUCAUUUACCUGGAGUGACUUUAGUUGUCACAGGUCUGAAAGUGACAUUUACUCCUGCUGCAGUGGUGACAGAGGGUCAGAGAGUCACACUGACCUGCAGCACCAGCUGCCCUCUGACUGACAACACAAACUACAUGUGGUACCUGAACAGUCGACCUCUGAUCCUGUCCGAGAACCAGAACAAACACCUGGUUCUGGACCCAGUCGGCAGUCAGCAUGCAGGAAACUACUCCUGUGCUGUCACAGCUCCUCAAAACAUCAGCUCUCAGAUAGAGACUCUGACUGUUCACCUGUUUCCAGGGAAACCAGUAGCGAUACUGAAUGCAGUAAAAUUGGCUGUUUUAUUACUGGUCCCACCUGCUGUAUUUCUCCUCCACCUGACGAUGAGGAAGAAGAAAGCCCCUGCUGCUGAGCUCAGUGACAAAGCACAAACUGGACAGAUGGACUCGCCGUACGAGAACAUCAGACUCAUGGCCGUGACUCCUGUCACGCAGACUGAAUCAGCAGAGCAGCAGGAAGCCAUUGUUUAAUAUCAGAAUUUUAGAUCUCCGUCUGAGGUGCUUUGCAGAGUGCAUACAAAAUGUAUGUCUUGUCCAUUAAGAUUGAAGUCAGCAAGAUAUUGAGAUAUUUGAGUACUGCAAAAAACAUCUGUAUGUAAGUAUGUGGUCCGAUCAAAGAUACAGUACAUCCAUUCGCUCUUGUACUUUCCUAUCUACUUCCUGCCUUAGCAACCACUUCAGGUCAGAUGCAAGGCUCUUAUCGAAUGUUGAUUCACAGCUCAUGGAGGUCAAAUGCAUGUUUAUGAUGUUGAUCUUGAAGUUUUUACGAUUCUCUUGUUAACUUCCUGUAGAACAAGUAGUAAAUGGUUGCAUACUGCUGCCACCAGUUUUGAUGUUAUGUCAAUCUUUUUCCUGUUAUACUUUAUAUGUUUUAUUGUCAUAUGUAUCUUGUUAAUACUUACUGUUACUGUUUAGUUUGUCUGGUAUAUUUGCAGUUAAUUGAAUUUCAGAUUAUGGCUCUUUGCUCCCUUGCUCUCUUGCUCAUAUUUAUUCAUUUUAUGAGUCUUUUACCCUGAUGUUUGAA
Messenger RNA from Chelmon rostratus (copperband butterflyfish), 2388 nucleotides. RefSeq lists its product as uncharacterized. The record is from RefSeq and is a predicted model, not a curated record. NCBI's taxonomy places the organism in Eukaryota, Metazoa, Chordata, Actinopteri, Chaetodontiformes, Chaetodontidae. The transcript has 11 exons. The coding region runs from base 90 to 1835 and encodes 581 amino acids.